Messenger RNA from Malus domestica (apple), 907 nucleotides. RefSeq names its product protein GLUTAMINE DUMPER 1-like. NCBI's taxonomy places the organism in Eukaryota, Viridiplantae, Streptophyta, Magnoliopsida, Rosales, Rosaceae. The record is from RefSeq and is a predicted model, not a curated record. Gene Ontology annotation, biological process: regulation of amino acid export.
CCACCACCUACAUUUUCAUCAGCUCAAAUUUCUUCACCUUCUUUUCAUCCACUCAAAUACCUCCCUAAUUUCCAAAACACCAAUUAAAAAAAUAUAUAUUCCAAUUUAAAAAUAAAUAUGAGAACCGUAAUUGCCUUCUCUACUGCAAUUCCGGUAACAGAAUCUCCACUGGAAUCAUCGCUGCCGCCAACUCCAACACCAACAGCCAUGGGGCAGCAGCAGCAGCAGCGCUCGCCGUGGCACUCUCCGGUUCCCUACCUAGUCGGAGGCCUGGCGGGGAUGUUGGGUCUGGUUGCUUUUGCUCUGUUGAUCCUUGCCUGCUCUUACAGGAAGCUUUCGAGCCGGUUGGAGGAUAGAGAGGGAGGCGAGGGAGACUUAGAGAGCGGCGGCGGCGGCGAUGAGAAGGGUGACGGGUCGAAUAAAUCAGUGAAGGUGUUCGAGGAGAAGAUUUUGGUUAUUAUGGCAGGGAAUGAGAACCCAACUUUCUUGGCCACGCCGGUUUCCGUGUGCUCGAAAGCGGCUUCUUUCGGCGUCGCUGACGAUUAUGCCGACGAACAGGGGAUGAGCAAAGAAGUAAAAAAGGAGGAGAGCUCCGAGAAAGUGAAAGAAGAAAUGGGGUCCCAUGAUCCCGAAGAACCCGAAAAUAUUCGAAACCAAGACGAUGAAGCGGAGACUCAGCCGAGGCGAUUACAAGAAGAACAAGUACAACAUGAAAACCAGCGAGCUUAACUCAGGAGAAUUUGGACGUCCUAGGCUAGCCUUCGAAAUGGAGCCUAGAGUUCCCUAACUACCGAUCAUUUGUAUAUUGAUAUGUGUAAAAAAAAUUCAUUAAAUACAUGAAAAAUCUAUUUAUACAUCAAAUAUUAUUAAAAAUUAAUAUCAAAAGAAGAAAUAUAUACAAACAUUA